Messenger RNA from Oncorhynchus mykiss (rainbow trout), 4803 nucleotides. RefSeq names its product nuclear receptor coactivator 7. Gene Ontology annotation, cellular component: nucleus. Lineage: Eukaryota; Metazoa; Chordata; Actinopteri; Salmoniformes; Salmonidae. Gene Ontology annotation, biological process: response to oxidative stress; regulation of transcription by RNA polymerase II. The record is from RefSeq and is a predicted model, not a curated record.
UAAACGUUUUAUGCGUGCAUGUCCACUAUUUGGAAAUCGUAUCUCACGUUCAUUUAUAAUGUGGUUGUCAAGGGAUAACCACGCGACUGAAUGCUAUCUGGGAGGCUUCGGACGUCCAUACCGCCAUUUAAAUUGAAAUGUAGCUGAAAUGGGUAUGGUAAAUAAAUGUACGUUAGGGUAGGGACGGCCCAAGGAUCCCGGAUAGCACUGAUCGUAAACGAACUGGCUAAUAAAUGUGCCUACGCAGCCACAGACAACGUAAUCUUUGACGAAGCUAGGCCACCGUUAACGUGCUGAGCCAGCAUCAGCUCAGCUGUCAGUUGUGUGUGGACCUUGUCCCUUCUGCGUAGCUAAAAGUGUCCCCUCUCCACAGUUUCACGCAGCAUCCAUCCAGUCAGUAGACUCCGGUUGCAUAAGGUUACAUAAUUAUCGGGAAAUCUCGGUAUUGCUGCACCAGAAACAAGCGAAGCAGCCAAAGCAAAGGAUGUAGCUAGAAACACGGAAGUGGGAAGAUUGUGGAAAGGGAGAAGAGCGGGAUCAUUAGGACGUUGUGCCCACAGGCUCGGCGCGUGUGUGUGCGUUGGGGUGCAUGCAGCUUUAGAAUACCGCACUGAUGGAGAAGAGAGACAGGAAGCCGGGCUACUUUGCCAGGUUGAAGAGACGGAGACAGCUCAAACAGAGCCAAUCAGAGAAGGCUAUGGCUGAGCAGAACCCGUCGGAUUCGUCCUUAAAGACGCCCGUCAUCUCCUGCCCAUCCCUCCCUGCUUUUUCUGAUCCUCAGGAGAGGAUAAUACCAAACCCACCUGAAGGUUUAGAUGACAGCAACAACAUGAGCAGCCAGGCCAAGAAAGAGAAGAGGAGGCCCCCCGGGACAGUGGAGUAUACUGUGGGACCCCAAGAAUCUCUAAACAGCAUUGCUCUGAAGUUCAAUAUCACCCCCAACAAAUUGGUGCAGCUCAACCGCCUCUUUUCCCGCAGUGUCUAUCCAGGACAGAAGCUAUUUGUUCCUGACGUGGGCCAAUCGGAAGCCGACUCUCAGUCUGUGGGUUCCUCUGACCCCACCUCCAUCAAAGAUCUAACAGAGAAGGUGUCACAGGAUGGAGACUUCAGUGGCAGAUCAGUAAGACCGCUACGACGUGAGCGGUCUUCCCUGUCCGAGGAUGAGAACCCCGCCAUUGUCAAGUUCAUCAAGAUGAGCUGCAAGUACUUCACUGACGGAAUGGGUGUGGUGGGAGGGGUGAUGAUCGUGACGCCCAACAACAUCAUGUUUGACCCUCACAAGUCGGACCCCCUGGUGAUUGAGCACGGCUGUGAGGAGUACGGCCUGAUCUGCCCAAUGGAGGAGGUGGUGUCUGUGGCCCUCUACAACGACAUCUCCCGCAUGAAGCUGAAGGACGCGCUGCCGUCAGACCUACCCCAGGAUCUGUGUCCUCUGUAUAGGCCCGGAGAGUGGGAGGAGCUGCCCUCAGAGCGCGACCUCAACCCCUUCAGCCGCUACGAGGCGCUGGAUCCCAAACGACCCAUUGUCCUGGACGACAUCGACUCUGCCCUGUCAGACACGGUCAUAGAGAGGGCAGAGUGUGAGCCAGCAGACCAGUCUCCAUCAGACGAGGGUUUCACAGAGCUGGAGCUUCCCUUGAACGGGAGCGCUGAGGAACCAAUGAGUGGAUCCAGGCCACCUGCCAGUGCUACCAGCCAGGACCAGCGGGGAGAGCUCCCAGGAUCUAGUUCCCCUAAACGGGUGGAGUCCCAGUCCCUCUCUGACCCAGUCCCACUGACCUCGCAGAGAGGAGAGGAAGACGAUGAAGGACUGGUCCAGAACCGCUCCAUCGAGGAAACGACCCAAUCACUGCCUGUCCUUUCAGAGACUGAGAAUAACGGUGAACUGUUGAAGCCUGCUAGCCUAGCCACACGCCAAGCCAAAGACGGGAACUCUUCAGGGCAACUGGUGAACGGUGUUAGCGACCAAUCAGAAUCGGCAAUGGACCAAAAUAGGAAGCUGAGCUUGAGUGAGACCGCUGCGGCUUCAGGGAAAUGUUGUUCUCAGGAACCCAGCCCUGCAGAGGAGUGGCUGAGUGAGGAAGAGAAGCGAAAGAGGAGCAACAAGGCGGAGGUGAAGUCUUGGCUGCUGGAGAGGAUGCAGGCGCCCAUCCAAAACAUGCUGCUCUCCACAGAGGAGAAGAGUAAGACCCCGCCCAUGUUCCUUUGCUUCAAGGUGGGCAAGCCCAUGAGAAAGUCCUUCAUCAUUGGCCGGACAUCCAGCCCCGCCCACACGCGAGGAAAACAGCCAGAGUACUGGUUUGCUGUGCCCCAGGAGAGGGUGGACCACCUCUAUGCAUUCUUUGUCCAGUGGUCUCCUGAUGUGUAUGGUAAGGAGGCCAGGGAGCAGGGCUUCGUGGUCGUGGAGAAGGACGAGCUCAACAUGAUCGAUAACUUCUUCAGUGACCCCAAGUCUUCUCGCAGCUGGGAGAUCAUCACCAUCAACGAAGCGAAGCGCAGGCAGAGUUUUGGCAGCUAUGAUGGGGAGGAGCCUUUUGGGGAUCUACUGCCCAUGCUCAGUGACCCCAGUGCUCUGCUACAGGACACACACAUAGAGAAGCUUGCUUGUCGGCUGCCAGCGCGGGUGCAGGGGUAUCCAUGGCGACUGGCUUACAGUACGGUGGAACACGGGACCAGCCUAAAGACCCUGUACAGGAGCCUAUUAGAGGUGGACAGCCCUGUGCUACUGGUCAUUAAAGACAUGGACAACCAGUUGUUUGGGGGAUACUCCACCCAUCCCUUCAGAGUAAGUGAGCACUGCUAUGGCACGGGAGAGACCUUCCUCUUCAGUUUCUGCCCUGAAAUCAAGGUUUACCGCUGGACUGGGGAGAACUCCUACUUUGUGAAAGGCAACACAGAUUCUCUUCAGAUGGGAGGAGGAGGAGGUCAGAUAGGGCUGUGGCUGGAUGCUGACCUGUAUCAUGGCACCACCUCCAGCUGUGCCACUUUCCACAACCAGCCCCUCUCUACUCAGAAGGACUUCAUCAUCCACAGUGUGGAGGUCUGGGCCUUCGAGUAGCCUCCCUCCACCUCAUCCAGUCCCCUCCAAAACCCUCCAGGGGGGAGACCAGGAUCUGGCUUCAACGCCCACCCCUUACUCUACCAGAAUGGGAAGCUGAUAAUUUGACAUGGUUUAUGACAUCUGAUUUGAUGUGGUUUGUCCUGAGGGUGGCAGAGGUGUGAGAAGCUGUGGCUGGUGAAUUUCCCUAUUACUCUAUUGGCUGCCUUAUACCUCCCAUGCCACCCACAGCUAUCCCAGCAUGCAGCCUGCCUACAGAACUCAAAACUUCUACCCACUUGGAGAAGAGCGACAUGUUCCUGGAGGAUCGAAGAGGCAAUUGUCCUAGCUAAUGGAAUCAGUCAUGAGUUAAUUUCAAACACAAUAUCAAAACAUAGGCAAUGAGAUGUGAGAUUGUUGUAUUAGGGAUGUGGCUAGUGGGUGCAAUGCACAUCAAAAAGGAACAAGGUAUCUGGUUACAGGUGAGUAAACACAACCAUCAAUUCUCUACAAACGCAGAAAAUCGGAAUAUUCUUGUUGACAAGUCCAUAACAUGUCAGGGGAAAAAACAUGUGAAAAGAGGAAAGGUGAAAGGUUAGAUGUUUUAGGUAGGCAUUUUGUGACUAAUUUCUCUUCCAAAACACAUCUGCCCCAAAACCACUUUAAAUAUAGGAGUAAUUGUUUACAAAGAAGAGGCUUACCAUGACUGAAGGUUCUUGUUUUCAUGUCUCCAGUCCUAAAUAGACUUAAUGAGAAUGUUACAUUGCAUUUCAGAGCAUUCCAUGUCUCUUUCCAAAACAACUGUCAACUAAGAAGGGAACAUAAAGGGGGUUUUGCAAUGACCAAAUGUCGUUUUAUUUUACUUUUGUAUCUGUUUUGUUUGUUUCUCGUCACAUUUUAUAAUUUUUCUUAUGAUUUAUUUGUACAAAGAAUGUAUGAUUUUUGAAAUAGUAUCAUUUUGUUACAGAAUUGUAUUUUUUUUUGGUGAAUGUGUUGGUUUGUUUUCUGUUGUUUUUAGGUAAGUCCUGUAAUCGGCCACAAGGUUGAUACAUCCAAGCACUAAAUAGAUUGAAGAAUCUCAAGGCAGUAUUAGUCUGUCACAUCUUUGACCAACUGUACCUUCUCUUUGUUUUACGGUGUGUUUCUGUAAGUAGAGUGAGUUACUGCAGAGUGAGUUUAGUCUACUCAACUGUUCAUUAGAACACAUGAGCCAAGGGAAGUAAGACGGUUCAAUAACUCCCAAGUUGAUUGGUCUGGUCUGUGGCAUUAACAUCAGUCAUUUGUUUGUGUAUAAACCUGUCACGAUUGUCAUUUUCUGCCACUACAUAAGGGAAGGACCGGUGAGUACUGAAAUUCCGGGAAAGAAAGGGAUAUACCAUUUUAGUUUUUUUUCUUAACGUGUUCUGUUGAGAUCUUAUACCACUGUUUUCCAGACCAAUGUUGAUAAAUGGAGUGUUUUGUUUCUGUCUCAAGUAAGUUACCAUGAGCUGACUAAACCUACUGCAUGAUAUACAGAAAAUACUGUAAUACAGACAAUACUGCUUAAAUAUGACAUUCCCCUUUCUGCAUCCUACUAUUCACAAAUCCUUAUAGGUGUGGCUUUGUUUCUUUCUGUGUAAUAGAUGUUGAGUGUUGUUCUCACUGUGAAUGUUCCCAAAGUGUUAUUUCCUGUGAAUCCAAAACUGUCAUAUUAUAGGUGAGUAUCACUGAGGAUAUUUAUUGUAUUGUUAUGUUUAAAAUGAAAUAAUAAACAUAACAUAAUACGA